This is a messenger RNA of Pisolithus orientalis, 2354 nucleotides long. Its product is annotated as Aspartate/glutamate/uridylate kinase. Lineage: Eukaryota; Fungi; Basidiomycota; Agaricomycetes; Boletales; Pisolithaceae. Gene Ontology annotation, molecular function: aspartate kinase activity. The transcript is spliced from 9 exons. Gene Ontology annotation, biological process: amino acid biosynthetic process. The coding region runs from base 134 to 2059 and encodes 641 amino acids. The record is from RefSeq and is a predicted model, not a curated record.
CUGAUGUCAUUUCGGAACUAGUUGUUUGUUAUCAUCGCCGUCGUCGCCGAGUCAGCGUCCCUGGUGUCAGGGGGUCCAUUUCAAACCCCAUUUUUAUUUUUUUAAAUUUUUAUUUUGUUAAAAAGUGAAUACCAUGUCCUCGUCGUCCUCGUCGUCCUCGGCAUCAACGCCGCCCCCGACGACGCCCCCAGGCCUGCACCAGAACACGAUCAACCCAGAGGCACCGUGGCUCGUCCAGAAAUUCGGAGGAACGAGCAUCGGAAAAUUUGCAAUCGACAUUGCAAGAGAUAUCAUUCCGAACUAUAUCGACCAGUACCAGGUCGCCGUCGUCUGCUCUGCCCGUUCUGGCUCCACUAAAGCACUUGGGACCACUAACCUCCUGCUCCGUGCAGCAUCCCAAGUCCGCCAGCGUCAGGCCUGCAAAUCAGCCUCUGGAACACAAACACCCAUCUCUAAUGGUUUAUUUCGGCGUUCCGGAAGCCGAUCCGACUCCCCCUCAUUCGGUCUCGCCAUCACACCGAUAACCGCCUCUUCCACUAAGGAAAGCAAUCGAGGUAGUAGUAACACACCGCCAGCGCCCGAAUUCGCUGCAACCGUCGACCUCAUUAGAUCCGAACACCUCGCAGCAGCUCGCGCCAAUGUCAAAGACCCCGAUCUCCUCCAGGAAUUAGAAGACGAGAUCGACCGCGACUGUGACUGGCUAAACAGUUACCUCCUCGCCACGCAGCUCAUCAAUGAAAUAUCGCUGCGUUCAAGGGACAACAUCGUCGGCUUCGGCGAACGCCUCGCCUGUAAACUCAUGACCGCCAUCUUACGUGAUCAGGGCGUCGAUGCCGAAUACGUCUCCCUCGAGGACAUCGUACCCAUUUCCGACAUCGACGCUUUUGAUCCCGUGACCUUUUACGAUGGUGUAUCCCACGCAGUCGCGCAGCGUAUCCGCGAAUGUGCACCCCGGGUGCCUGUUGUCACCGGCUUUUUCGGCCCAGUUCCUGGCUCCCUCCUCCGCCAAAUUGGUCGUGGGUACACCGACCUUCUCUCCUCUUUACUUGCCGCCGGUCUUGAUGCGUGUGAAUUGCAAAUAUGGAAAGAAGUCGACGGAAUAUUCACCGCUGAUCCUCGAAAGGUACCCACUGCACGGCUGCUUCCGGUCAUCUCCCCAGACGAGGCAGCAGAGCUGACCUAUUAUGGGAGUGAGGUCGUUCAUCCAUUUACUAUGGAGCAGGUUCUCCGUAAAAACAUUCCUAUCCGUAUCAAAAAUGUCGAGAACCCCUCGGGCCACGGAACAGUAAUUCAGCCUGAGCCAGAUGGUGUCGAGGACCUUACAGCGAAACCUAUCAACCUAACCUCUCUUCCGUCCUUUUCAUCGCUGUCCUCCGCAUCUUCACCGUGCAUCUCCUCUGCUUUUCAAACCUACCCGUACUACGGAAGCAGGCGUCUUCCAUCUGCUGUAACGAUUAAAGAUCACAUUAUCAUCUUAAACGUGAACUCUAACCGUACACGUGUCUCACAUGGGUUCCUGGCAAAAAUAUUCGGUGUAUUGGACAGUUUUGGCGUAGUCGUGGAUUUGGUCAGUACGAGCGAGGUCCACAUCAGCAUGGCAAUCGAGGAUAUCUCAGAAGGUGCUUGCGGAGGCGCUGAUACCACAGAAAAUGGAGCCACAGGGUGCGGAAAGAAGGUUCUCGACAAGGUCGUCGCAGAGUUGGGGAAAUGCGGUACUGUUACCGUCCACCCUCAGAUGUGUAUUCUCUCCCUCGUUGGUAAACACAUGCACAACAUGAUCGGUAUUGCUGGUCGGAUGUUUACCACACUUGCACAAGGAAGUGUCAACAUCGAAAUGAUAUCGCAAGGAGCGAGCGAGAUUAACAUUUCGUGUGUCAUCCAAGCCAGGGAUGCCGUCAAGGCAUUAAACUUGAUACAUCAAAGUUGUUUGGGAAUCGGGGUAAACGGGGUCGGGGCUGAGGUGGGGGGCGGCGGUCUCGGAGUGCUGACAGGAGUGGGCACGGGAGGAGUGCGAGGAAUUGAUGGAAAAGGUGGGAGAGUGGGACCUUGGCUCUUCUAAGUUUUCCGGUCGUCCUUGUGGGAGACUCUAAUAUGCUGCCCUCCACUUCGCUAUAUGGCAACCUCACCCGGAAGCUUGUCCCCGUCGCAUGCACCGUUGCGGUUCGGAGAUGCAGUUGCCUACCACAAAUUCGGUAAUCGAAAAAACCAAAAGAAAAGGAACCGUCACAUUGCGGUCUGCCACCCAUUGCCACGAUACCAUACUAGAGCAUCCCGUGUUUCGUAUGCAGGCCGUGUGCUGUUUGAAAUUAUGUCCCUUUGCAUCUACGUGCUGUGUUGUAGCUUAGGCUGUAGAA